AGCGACUGAAUAUCUCCAGAGAGCUGUUGACAAUGCGCGCGCACAAGAUGUUCUGACCGGCUCUCUUCUAGGCGACGUAAGUUUGUGCCUGUUUUGUUUGAGACAGCAUUGAUAUCAACAAUUUUUACAGGCCGCAGAAGCAUUCAUGAGUCUUGGGAACGUUUCUUCGCCUCGAUCGAACGAAACGUAUUUCAGACAAGCACUCGAGUACCUCCGAGCAGCGAAGAAUAUAGAGGAUUUCCGGCUCCCGAGCCCCCUCGAACAAUAUCUCGAGGAUUAUGGAGUCGUCUUGGAAGGAUAGAUCGCUUCAGUUUUGCAUUUCCAGUUUCGCUAUUCAAAACUUGUUGCUAGUACUAUACCCUGGUCUGGAAUCUUUGGUUGGAAUAUGCAAAGUGUCUGCAUGGCUACGGAGUAUAUUGAUCGCAAUUAGAACUUCAUGUUGUCAUCGAGAUAAAACACGAAGUUGCCUAGUAAAUUAUUGCCCCU
Molecule: messenger RNA, 486 nt
Organism: Aaosphaeria arxii CBS 175.79
Lineage: Eukaryota; Fungi; Ascomycota; Dothideomycetes; Pleosporales
Exons: 2
Coding region: 146-301 (51 amino acids)
Source: RefSeq, a predicted model, not a curated record